GAGCGGCGGCGGGAGCGCGGCGGGGCCGGGGGGCGGCGGGGCCGGGAGCGGGCGGGGGGAGCCCGGCCGGGCCGUGAGGGCGCGGCGGAGCCUGGCGGCGGCGGCGGAGCGGCCUGGGGGCUCCCCCCGGCGAGCGCGGGCCGAGCGGGCCGGGCCGGCGGCCGUGGCGGGGCUAUGAUGAGCCCGCUGCGGGGCUCCGCACCCCCGCGUGUCCCCCUGGCAGGUCCGGCCCGCGGCUGAGAACCCCCCACCGGCGGUAUGGCCUCACAGCUGCAGGUGUUCUCCCCUCCGUCAGUAUCCUCGAGUGCCUUCUGCAGUGCCAAGAAACUGAAAGUGGAGCCGUCUGUCUGGGAUGUUUCAGGACAGAGCAGUAGUGACAAGUAUUAUACCCACAGCAAAAACCUCCCAGCAGCUCAAGGGCAAGCCAGCUCCUCUCAUCAGGUAGCCAAUUUCAGCAUCCCUGCCUACGACCAGAACCUCCUUCUCCCUGCUCCCUCCGUCGAGCACAUCGUGGUCACCGCGGCCGACAGCACCGGCAGCAGUGCCACCGCCUCCUUCCAGAGCAGCCAGACCCUCUCACACAGGAGCAACGUUUCUUUGCUGGAACCAUACCAAAAAUGUGGAUUAAAAAGGAAAAGUGAGGAGGUCGACAGCAACGGUAGUGUGCAGAUCAUUGAGGAACAUCCACCUCUCAUGCUGCAAAACAGACCUGCGGUGGGUGCUGCGGCCACGACCACCACGGUCACCACGAAAAGCAGCAGCUCCAGUGGGGAGGGGGAUUAUCAGCUGGUCCAGCAUGAGAUCCUGUGCUCUAUGACAAACAGCUAUGAGGUCCUGGAGUUCCUGGGGCGGGGGACGUUCGGGCAGGUGGCGAAAUGCUGGAAACGUAGCACGAAGGAGAUCGUAGCCAUCAAAAUCCUGAAGAACCACCCGUCGUACGCCCGGCAGGGCCAGAUCGAGGUGAGCAUCCUGUCCCGCCUGAGCAGUGAGAAUGCUGACGAGUACAACUUUGUCCGCUCCUACGAGUGCUUUCAACACAAGAAUCAUACUUGCCUUGUAUUUGAGAUGCUGGAACAGAACUUAUAUGAUUUCCUAAAGCAAAACAAGUUCAGCCCGUUGCCCCUGAAGUACAUCCGGCCCAUUCUGCAGCAAGUGGCCACUGCCUUGAUGAAGCUAAAGAGCCUGGGUCUGAUCCAUGCUGACUUGAAGCCAGAGAACAUCAUGUUGGUGGAUCCUGCACGCCAGCCCUACAGAGUGAAGGUGAUAGACUUUGGGUCAGCCAGCCACGUGUCCAAGGCCGUGUGCUCCACGUACUUGCAGUCACGCUAUUACAGAGCUCCUGAAAUCAUCCUGGGUUUGCCGUUCUGUGAAGCCAUUGACAUGUGGUCGCUGGGCUGUGUGAUUGCUGAGCUGUUUCUGGGCUGGCCUCUGUAUCCAGGAGCAUCUGAGUAUGAUCAGAUUCGUUAUAUUUCACAAACUCAAGGCCUUCCAGCAGAGUAUCUUCUCAGUGCAGGAACGAAAACAAGCAGGUUUUUUAACAGAGAUCCAAAUUUGGGAUACCCACUGUGGAGGCUAAAGACCCCAGAAGAACAUGAGUUGGAAACAGGAAUCAAAUCAAAAGAGGCUCGGAAAUAUAUUUUCAACUGUUUGGAUGAUAUGGCGCAGGUGAAUAUGUCUACAGACUUAGAGGGCACCGACAUGUUGGCAGAGAAGGCUGACCGAAGGGAGUAUAUUGAUUUGUUGAAGAAAAUGUUGACAAUUGAUGCAGAUAAGAGAGUUACUCCACUGAAGACUUUGAACCAUCCAUUUGUUACAAUGACACAUCUACUGGACUUCCCCCACAGUAACCAUGUGAAAUCUUGCUUUCAGAAUAUGGAGAUCUGCAAGCGAAGGGUUAACAUGUACGAUACAGUGAAUCAGAUUAAGAGCCCAUUCACAACUCACGUUGCUCCCAAUACAAGCACAAACCUGACAAUGAGCUUUAACAACCAGCUCAACACAGUACACAACCAGGCCAGUGUGUUGGCAUCCAAUUCUACUGCUGCUGCUACUCUUUCCCUGGCAAACUCGGAUGUCUCCCUGCUAAACUAUCAGUCUGCCCUGUACCCAUCAUCUGCAGCCCCAGUUGCAGGAGUGGCUCAGCAGAGUGUUUCCUUGCAGCCUGGAACCACCCAGAUCUGCACACAGACUGACCCCUUCCAGCAGACCUUCAUUGUUUGUCCCCCUGCUUUUCAAACUGGACUUCAGGCAACUACAAAGCAUUCUGGGUUCCCAGUAAGGAUGGAAAAUGCUGUCCCAAUUGUGCCACAAGCACCUGCAGCACAGCCACUGCAGAUCCAGUCUGGAGUUCUCACACAGGGGAGCUGUACACCACUAAUGGUAGCAACUCUUCAUCCUCAAGUAGCCACCAUCACGCCGCAGUAUGCGGUGCCCUUUACCCUGAACUGCGCAGCCGGCCGGCCGGCGCUGGUCGAACAGACGGCUGCAGUACUGCAGGCCUGGCCGGGGGGAACCCAGCAGAUCCUGCUCCCUUCCACCUGGCAGCAGCUCCCAGGGGUUGCUCUGCACAACUCUGUCCAGCCAGCAGCUGUCAUCCCAGAGACCAUCGGCAGCAGCCAGCAGCUGGCUGACUGGAGGAAUGCACAUUCCCAUGGAAAUCAGUACAGCACUCUCAUGCAACAGCCAUCUCUGCUGACCAACCACGUGACAUUGGCUACAGCACAGCCUCUGAACGUUGGAGUGGCUCAUGUUGUGAGGCAGCAGCAGAGCAGCAAUGUGCCAGCAAAGAAGAACAAGCAGCCAGCACCAAGCACAGCCAAGCCCAGCUCAACCCUGGAGACCGUGCCCACCCAAGUGUACUCUCUCAUUGGGAGCAGCCCCCUGCGCUCCACCUCCUCCUCUUCCAACGUGCUGGUCCCAGUGCAGGAGCAGCACCAGCCCAUCGUGAUCCCGGACACUCCGAGCCCCCCCGUCAGUGUCAUCACCAUCCGCAGCGACACCGACGAGGAAGAGGACAGCAAAUACAAACCUGCCAGUUUGGGCAUGAAGCAGAGAUCCAAUGUCAUCAGCUACGUCACUGUUAACGACUCCCCUGACUCUGACUCCUCCCUGAACAGCCCCUAUGCCACAGACCCCCUGUCCUCGCUCAGGAGCACCGGAGGGGCCCUGGAGCUGCCGAGCAGGGCCGCUCCCGACAGCUCCAGCUCCCGGACCAUCAUCGUGCCACCCCUGAAAACACAGCUCAACGACUGCAUUGUAGCCACCCAGGCUUCAGGCAUCCUGAGCAGCACCAGUAAGACCAAGCCAGUGGCCUCGGUGAGCGGGCAGUCGUCAGGAUGCUGCAUAACCCCCACGGGGUACCGCUCCCACCGCGUGGUGACCAGCGGCGUGCAGCCCCUCAACCUCAGCCAGAACCAGCAGACCACAGUGCUGGCCUCCCAGGAGAGAAGUGGAAAUGCUGUCCCGCGUAGGCAGCAAGCUUACGUGGCCCCCCUCACGUCAACUAUUUCUCAGGCUCCCUACACGUUCCAGCACAGCAGCCCAGUGCAUCCCCACCUGGCAGCAGCCACGGCCAGUGCCCACCUGUCCAGCCAGCCCCACAUGUACACUUACGCUCCCACCACGGCGGCCACGCUGGGCUCCACCACCUCCAUCGCCCACCUCUUCUCCCCUCAGGGCUCCUCCCGGCACCCCACGUACGCUGCCCACCCCAGCACCCUCGUCCACCAGGUCCCCGUGAGCGUUGGGCCCAGUCUGCUGACUUCCAACGUCCCACCCGCCCAGUACCAACACCAGUUUGCUCCCCAGUCCUAUAUUGGUGCUUCCAGAGGAUCUGCUAUUUACACUGGAUACCCGCUGAGCCCCACCAAGAUCAACCAGUACUCCUACUUGUAGUUCCCAGUAAAGCACUGUCCUGCAGUAGAGAGAGAGUGGAGAAGGAUUUCAGGUGAACCUUUACCUGGGAAUGACUGCCUGGCUCGUGUUUCUCCCUGACCUGGGUGUGUGUUGUUCCAAAAUGUCUCUGGUGAGUUCGGUCACUAACUGGGCAGCAUGUUUUGUUACCAGUACGAGGGUCACUAAUUAAGUUUUUAAAAUUUUACUUACUUUUUAUAGAUGCUUUUAAAAAAAAAUUCAUGGUCACAUUUAUUUAAAAUUGUUCUGUUGUGCUAAUCAAAAGGGGUGUCAAAUCAGUGUCUUGGAAGACAGAUCCUGAUGUCUUUUUUUAACUUGUGUAACUUAAACAGAAAAGAUUUGCAGAUUCUAUUUUAGCAGCUUGCACAAAUCCAUGUUGCCACUAAAAAUGUAAUGCAUGUUUAUCUCAUUAUGUUGCUGGGGCAGUUUUAAAAUCAGAUUUAGUAUUUUAACAUUUGUUCUCUAAUUCACUUUGUCUCUAACAAAUUGCUGGUUCUGCAAAAGCCAUUACAUCUCCAUAUAUGUUUCUGUCAAAGGUUUUUUGUUUACUUCUCUGCUUUGUUUAAGGACUGGUAGAGGCAGCUGCCUUACAGCAGCAACGUGAUAUAUUCAGGAGUCCUGCAAACCCUGGAGUCUGUUUUCUUGAAAAUUCUCCAUAACCCAGCUGAAUUUUCUGUUGUGUUCAUUGCAGAAUUCUUUUAAGUUCUUCAAAGUGCAUUCAGGAUCUCACUGUGUGACAGAGCUCAGCAGCUCUGUCAGGAUGUUGUUGUCUUCAGUUGAGAGUGAACAGUGCAGCACUGCUCUAAAAUUUGGUUUCUGCAGCUUAUUAGAUGCUGGCCCUAUAAUGGAGCUGGAUUCCUUCACAGAAGCACAGGGCUUUGCUUUGUUCUGUUUUUUCUUAAUGAUUUUUUUCCUCACGUGAUUCAUUUAGGAGGGAGAUGAAUUUGAAAUACAAUGAAACAUCACUGUAUUGAUGAUGUACAGCUUUUUAUACUCCUGUGAGCGUAUCCUCCUGGAUAUGUCAACAGCUACUUUAAAGCGCUCUUAAUAAGACUUGUAAACAGUAAGUGCAUGUAGGAAUUGCAACAAAAAACCAGAAACAAAAAAACCAGAAACAAAAAAAGAGAAAGAAAAAGAA
Messenger RNA from Pipra filicauda (Wire-tailed manakin), 5050 nucleotides. It is a transcript of the gene HIPK1, whose product is annotated as homeodomain interacting protein kinase 1. NCBI's taxonomy places the organism in Eukaryota, Metazoa, Chordata, Aves, Passeriformes, Pipridae. Gene Ontology annotation, cellular component: cytoplasm; PML body; nucleus. The record is from RefSeq and is a predicted model, not a curated record. The coding region runs from base 259 to 3894 and encodes 1211 amino acids. Gene Ontology annotation, molecular function: ATP binding; protein serine/threonine kinase activity; protein tyrosine kinase activity. The transcript is spliced from 16 exons. Gene Ontology annotation, biological process: smoothened signaling pathway; intrinsic apoptotic signaling pathway in response to DNA damage by p53 class mediator; peptidyl-serine phosphorylation.